UGCUUGUCGUGUGACCUAUAUAUAUCAUCUUCUCCCUUUUGAGUUAGGGUUUACUUGCAACUGCAGAACGUUCAAUCCCCCACCCUAGUUUCUUGCAAAUCCUUCAACGGUGAUUAAUCGGUGGAUCAAGUAUGGACAAGAGCAUGUUAGCAGAUAUGGAAUCGCUUGCUGAGGAAGAUAAACAAAGAAUGACUACCAUGAUCGAUCAACUCCAAAUCCGUGACAGUUUGAGAAUGUAUAAUUCCCUGGUGGAGAGAUGCUUUAAUGAUUGUGUGGACACAUUUAAGCAUAAAUCCCUGCAAAAGCAAGAGGAAACCUGUGUUCGAAGAUGUGCAGAGAAAUUUCUGAAACAUUCAAUGCGUGUUGGCAUGAGGUUUGCGGAGCUCAACCAAGGAGCUGCAACUCAAGAUUGAUGAUGUCUGUUUAACAUGAAAACUGUUGAUUUUUUUCUUUUCUUUUUUUGUUUUAGAUUAUGUUCGUUUAAUUAUAUUUUUGCUCUUGAAGAUCGAGACAGUGUAGAGACGUGGAUUUCUUGGUUGUUUUGUGUACUACACUAUACUUUAUGCUAAAUAAAUUCGUAAAGAUACAAUCACUGCGCUUUAGAAU
Molecule: messenger RNA, 606 nt
Organism: Gastrolobium bilobum
Lineage: Eukaryota; Viridiplantae; Streptophyta; Magnoliopsida; Fabales; Fabaceae
Product: mitochondrial import inner membrane translocase subunit Tim9
Exons: 2
Coding region: 132-413 (93 amino acids)
Source: RefSeq, a predicted model, not a curated record